Messenger RNA from Zophobas morio, 759 nucleotides. Its product is annotated as glucose-induced degradation protein 8 homolog. Gene Ontology annotation, cellular component: nucleus; cytoplasm. The transcript has 10 exons. NCBI's taxonomy places the organism in Eukaryota, Metazoa, Arthropoda, Insecta, Coleoptera, Tenebrionidae. The record is from RefSeq and is a predicted model, not a curated record. Gene Ontology annotation, molecular function: protein binding. Bases 3 to 680 code for a protein of 225 amino acids. Gene Ontology annotation, biological process: proteasome-mediated ubiquitin-dependent protein catabolic process.
CCAUGGAAGAUUGGAAUGAUCUUUUAAAGGCUUCGAAUGUUAAGAAAAAGGAUUUGAAUCUUUUAGUUUUAAAUUAUCUGGUUACCGAAGGUUAUAAGGAUUCUGCCGUAAACUUUAUGCAAGAAGCUGGAAUACCUAGUAAAAAUGACAUCGCUUUUAUAGAAAGGCGCAAGCAAAUACGAAAUUCCAUACAGAAUGGCGAUGUAAAAACUGCUGUUGAAAUUUUAAAUGAUCUGGAUCCUGAAAUUCUCGAUACCGAUCCCCAAUUAUUUUUUCUUUUACAACAACAAAAACUCAUUGAGUUAAUCAGAGAUGACAACGUUUUGGAGGCUCUCAGAUUUGCUUCGGAAGAGCUUGACAAAAGCGGCGCUGAGAACGAAGCAUUCUUAGAAGAACUCGAGAAAACCAUGUCCUUAUUGGCUUUUAAAAAUAACAAAUUGUCUCCAGUUGGAUAUCUAUUGGACAUGAGCCAGCGCCAAAAAAUUGCUAGUCAACUAAAUUCUGCGAUACUUGCGAGCCAAGCACAAGAAAAAAACCCGAAACUGCCACUUUUAAUUAAGAUGCUGUUUUGGUCUCAAGAGCAACUCUCCGAAAAAAUUUCCUUUCCGGUCAUUAAAAAUAUUUACUCUGCCGAUUUACACGAAUCAAAAGAAAACAGCGACGGCGAGUCUCCAUUAUAAUUUAAGUUAUAAAGUUUAGCAUUUUCCCACUUUAUUAAAGAAAAAACACACUAACACGUGCAUCAGCGAAACGUUGGCA